AUGGAGGUAUAUGGAAAUUCUAUGGUAGCAGCUCCUUCAAAUGUUAUUUAUCUGUCAAGUAUUUUGGGCCAUGAUGGUCCGAGUUCUGUUCACAAAUGCGACUGGAAAUGCCAGAACGAACGUGUUUGCGGAAACAUGUUUCGCUGCAAGCUCACAGGGCUGACACACAUCUGUGAUAAAAACUGUAACCAGAGAAUUCUGUAUGAUAACCAUAGCUCCGUUUGCCGAGCAAGUCGUCAGAUUUUCCCCCUGACUCCUACAGAAGAACAGGCAGUGAGAGGUGUUCGAAGGAAGCUUGACGCAGCGGAGAGUGCGCCUGUUGAUAACAUCGGUUGUAAGCGUAGGCGGGAUGCACAGUUCCAUCCUUCUCCUUUUGAGAGAUCUUUCUCUGCUGUCAGUCCUAUCUGCAGCCAAGUUGGAGACGGCAUGGAUACGAAUUAG
Lathyrus sativus (Indian pea) is the source of this 441-nucleotide messenger RNA. The record is from the annotation of a GenBank genome assembly. NCBI's taxonomy places the organism in Eukaryota, Viridiplantae, Streptophyta, Magnoliopsida, Fabales, Fabaceae.